AUGUACAGAGAAUCACCUCUUCAUUCAUUAUGCAGCAUUCUGACAAUUUCAUUUGCUCAACUUGGUUACGGCACUUAUUCAGAUCCAGAUUUUCCAGAAAAAAAAGGAUAUCUUAAAACUUUCAACACUCGAGAUUGCAAAGGUCCUUUUGAUAAAGAAGCUUUUAAAAAAGUGGAUCGUGUUUGUGAAGAUUGUUACUACCUGUUUAGAGAUAAUCAUAUAUACGACAAUUGCACAAGAGAUUGUUUUUACCAUGAGUAUUUCAAGGGAUGCAUGCAAACAUUGCAAUAUAAUACAAAACCGGAAAUUGAUGAAAUGGAUGAAUUAAGAAAAAGACUUAACACACCUACUGACAAUAGUAAACCAGAAAUAGCAGUUCUCUAA
Aphidius gifuensis is the source of this 384-nucleotide messenger RNA. RefSeq names its product CHH-like protein. NCBI's taxonomy places the organism in Eukaryota, Metazoa, Arthropoda, Insecta, Hymenoptera, Braconidae. Gene Ontology annotation, biological process: circadian rhythm. Gene Ontology annotation, cellular component: extracellular region. The transcript is spliced from 3 exons. The record is from RefSeq and is a predicted model, not a curated record. Bases 1 to 384 code for a protein of 127 amino acids. Gene Ontology annotation, molecular function: neuropeptide hormone activity.